AUCAGCGGGCGCCGCACCUGGAAUCAUUCGGCCCCGCCAGCUCGGCGGUCGGCCUCCUGUCACUGCAGGCACCAGCCAUGGUUCUGUUCCGUGGUUUGUAAGUUGGCAACCCACGUCCCCGCGGUGACUGUGGUCCUGAUGGCUGCGGCGGCGGCCCUGGCAGCGGCCGAAACCCCUCCCGCCAUGCCGCAGGCGGCAGGGGCCGGAGGGCCUACAGCCCGUCGCGACUUCUACUGGCUGCGCUCCUUCUUGGCGGGAGGGAUUGCUGGAUGCUGUGCCAAAACAACAGUUGCUCCUUUGGAUCGAGUAAAAGUUUUAUUACAAGCUCACAAUCACCAUUACAAGCAUUUAGGAGUAUUUUCUGCAUUGCGGGCUGUUCCCCAAAAGGAAGGAUACCUUGGAUUGUAUAAAGGAAAUGGUGCAAUGAUGAUUCGAAUCUUUCCCUAUGGUGCAAUCCAGUUUAUGGCAUUUGAGCAUUAUAAAACGUUAAUUACCACAAAGCUGGGAGUUUCUGGUCAUGUGCACAGAUUAAUGGCUGGAUCCAUGGCAGGUAUGACAGCAGUUAUCUGUACUUACCCUCUUGACAUGGUUAGAGUACGCCUAGCAUUCCAGGUGAAAGGGGAACACACCUAUACAGGAAUCAUUCAUGCAUUCAAAACAAUUUAUGCAAAGGAAGGUGGUUUCCUUGGAUUUUACAGAGGACUGAUGCCCACUAUAUUAGGAAUGGCUCCAUAUGCAGGUGUUUCAUUUUUUACUUUUGGUACCUUAAAGAGUGUUGGGCUUUCCCAUGCUCCUACCCUUCUUGGCAGACCUUCAUCAGACAAUCCUAAUGUCUUAGUUUUGAAAACUCACAUUAACUUACUUUGUGGUGGUGUUGCUGGAGCAAUAGCACAGACAAUAUCAUACCCAUUUGAUGUAACUCGUCGGAGAAUGCAACUAGGAACUGUUCUGCCAGAAUUUGAAAAGUGCCUGUGUCAUCAUUUAACCAUUGUCUUUCAGUACCAUGCGGGAGACUAUGAAGUAUGUCUAUGGACACCAUGGAAUUCGAAAAGGAUUAUAUCGUGGUUUAUCUCUUAAUUAUAUUCGGUGUAUUCCCUCUCAAGCAGUGGCUUUUACAACAUAUGAACUUAUGAAGCAGUUUUUUCACCUCAACUAAAAAAAAUUGCGGUUUGUGGUUUAUUUUCCUUAAUAAACUCUCAGAGAAAAAUGUUACUUUAAUUGUGAAGCAAACAUUACUUGAAGGGGGAUAUUUACCCUGUCACAGGAACCACUGACAUUACUACUUGAUUUUUUUUUUUUAAUUCACAAAUCAAAAUUGCUUUUGAUGCCAAUAUCCUUUCUGAUGCCAAACAUUAUACCUUUGAACAUUGAAAAAAUAUUACUAAGCUGAUGAUGCUAAUCAUAACAGGUUAUUUGAAACCAUUUUAAAGUGUUAUUUGGGAGCAAAACUAACUUAAAAUGGAGCUUAAGAGGUUGCCAUUAGCUUUAUCUUACUAUUCCAAACUUCUUCUUCUUUUUAUUUUUGCAGUGCUGGGGUCGAAUCCAGCACCUCACACAUGCCAGGCAAGUGCUCCAUCCCUGAGCUAAAUUCCCAGCCUCCUGUUCAAAGAUUUUAAUUGUAAUCAUGAUUUUUUUUUUUUAAUGCUGGGGAUUGAGCCCAGGGCCCUAUACAUGCUGAGCAUGCACUUGACCACUGAAUGAUUCUCCAAGCCUGUAGUCAUAAUUUUGUAAAGAGUCUUUGAACAUUUUGUUUAUAUUAUAAAAUAAACAAGUUUGAUUAUAUUGCAGCAGAACAAUAAGAACUGAAUUUUUAAGUUCUAUAAAAUAUAGCCAGCAUUCAAGUAUUAUUAUUUCUCUUCUUAUGAAUGUGUUUCACAAGAUAAAAGAACACUUUCUUUUUAGUAAAAUAAAUAUUGUAUUUAAAAGUAGAAACUUGCUGGAUGCAGUGGCACAUACCUUUAA
Marmota flaviventris (yellow-bellied marmot) is the source of this 1962-nucleotide messenger RNA. It is a transcript of the gene Slc25a16, whose product is annotated as solute carrier family 25 member 16. NCBI's taxonomy places the organism in Eukaryota, Metazoa, Chordata, Mammalia, Rodentia, Sciuridae. The record is from RefSeq and is a predicted model, not a curated record. Gene Ontology annotation, biological process: transmembrane transport. Gene Ontology annotation, cellular component: mitochondrial inner membrane.